Molecule: messenger RNA, 1481 nt
Organism: Asterias rubens (European starfish)
Lineage: Eukaryota; Metazoa; Echinodermata; Asteroidea; Forcipulatida; Asteriidae
Product: E3 ubiquitin-protein ligase RING2-like
Exons: 9
Coding region: 123-1193 (356 amino acids)
Cellular component (GO): ubiquitin ligase complex; PcG protein complex
Molecular function (GO): chromatin binding; ubiquitin protein ligase activity
Source: RefSeq, a predicted model, not a curated record
ACCACCACGAGGUGGCGCUGUUUCCGAGGACCAACCAUGUUUUUUUUAGCAAAAUAAUUAUCGUCGUGAAAAAAAUAGAAACUGGAAAAGAAGAAGGAAGCUCUGUGUCCGUUAAUUUCAACAUGGCUGUUACUCACGCAAAUCAGACAAGUAACUCCCAGCCAAGCAAAACAUGGGAGCUCAGCCUUUAUGAGCUUCAUCGUACGCCUCAAGAGGCAAUUACAGAUGACACAGAAAUAGCAGUCUCCCCCCGUAGUCUUCACAGUGAGCUCAUGUGCCCGAUAUGUCUGGACAUGUUAAAGAAUACGUACACGACCAAGGAAUGUCUGCAUCGGUUCUGUCAAGAGUGCAUCAUCACUGCUCUUAGAAGUGGGAACAAAGAAUGCCCAACUUGCCGGAAGAAGCUGGUGUCAAAACGAUCACUUCGUCCAGAUCCUAACUUUGACGCUUUAAUUUCAAAGAUCUACCCCAGCAGGGACGAGUAUGAGGCACACCAGGAGCGAGUGUUGGCGAAGUUGACGGGACAUCACAAUACCAAUGCAUUGAGUAAUAGCAUAGAGGAAGGACUGAAAAUACAGGCCAUGAACAGAGCACAGAGAGUGAGGAAACACAACCAAGUAAAUGAAGACAUGGAGGCCACCGAUGCCAUCUGUGGUGGUGGGAUCGUCGACGGGGUCAUCGAUGGGGUCGUUGAUGGGGUUGUUGACGGGGUCGCCGACCUUGAGCCAGAACCUGAACCGGAACCAGAACUUGGUGAAAUUGGUGACGUUGAAACCUGUAAGAGAUUACGAACGUCAGACGAGUCGAGUACUGAAGCCCUGGAACAAGUGACUGAUAGUAGUAAUGCCGACCUGGCCGAUUCUCACAAUAACGAGAUAGAGCUUGUCUUCAAGCCACACCCAUUACACGAACACCAAGCCUUGAGAUCAGAUUCCAUGAGGUACCUGAAGACGUCAGCCGUUGCCACCAUUGACCACCUUGGCAAAUAUCUCUCUAUGCGUAUCGCGCUGGAUGCAAGAGAGAGCGGCCGGCGAGAUCCAGAAGGCCCUAUGGAGUUUGACAUCAGCAUUGCAUCCACUCCUGGCCAAUAUUCGAUUCUUUCUGGAUCAAUGACCUUGGAGCAAGUUCAGGAUAAAUACUGGCGGUUGACCCGACCCCUUGAGAUGUACUACAGCGUCAAAGGAAGCCAUUGAGGGGCUGAUCUUGCAACAUUAUUAUUUAUGUAUUCAGAAUGUGAAGUGUUUGUUAUACUUAUUUAGAGUUGCUCAUGUUGUUCCUUCAAUAAGUUGUUCGUGCGUUUGCCCACCUUUCUUACAGACCUGUAACUUCUAGAUGGGCCCAAUUUCAGAAAACAUUGCGUAAGUUUCCAUUUUUUGCAUACUGCUUACUUACAUAUUCAGCCAAUGUUUGCUUAUCCUGAAAACUACAUGGAAAUUUGGUUGGUAAUCCUGUUUUUAUCAAGGAAGAAAUUUCAUGCUAAG